Molecule: messenger RNA, 438 nt
Organism: Apiotrichum porosum
Lineage: Eukaryota; Fungi; Basidiomycota; Tremellomycetes; Trichosporonales; Trichosporonaceae
Exons: 1
Coding region: 1-438 (145 amino acids)
Source: RefSeq, a predicted model, not a curated record
AUGUCCUCGGUGGACGCCGCAGCCGAGCCCGAGGUCGAGGUCAAGGAUGCCGCCCCCACCCUGUCAACUGGCACCAAGCGCCAGGCGGACGCGAGCCACCCCGCGAACGAGAAGCAGGCGACCAAGCGCCCGAGGUCGGGCAACGACAACGGUCUCACGCAGGAUCGACCUGCCAACUCCUCGGCCUUUAGCCCUGCCGCUCGUGCCGCCGAGGCUGCCAUUGCCCGUCAACAACUCAGCGCGCAAUUGCCAGCCAACGCUGUCGCUGGCCCCAACCCCUCCACAAUCGCCGCCCAGCGCUCUCCAGACGCUGCUGCCCGCCCAGGCCCAUCCACACUCGCCGCGCAGUACUUUGCGGAGCCUCUCCGCAUGGUGCCUGACUCGGACGAUGAGGACGAUGAGGAGGACGACGACGACAUUAUCUACUUGGGUCUCUAG